Messenger RNA from Cylindrotheca closterium, 405 nucleotides. Lineage: Eukaryota; Bacillariophyta; Bacillariophyceae; Bacillariales; Bacillariaceae. The record is from the annotation of a GenBank genome assembly.
AUGGGUCAAGUGUCGUUUGAUUUUGCAUCAGAACUAGUGGCUUCCGGAUACGCACAUCUGACUCACUUUUUGCCAGACCAAACCGCAGUAGCCGGGAUUGCAUUUCUUCCUGAUCCGGUUUGCGCAUGGCUUGCAAUGACCCAGAUGAUUGAGGGCUGCAAUCUAUUUGGGAUUGAUGAUGGGAUUCCCACAGAGUGCAGUGAACCUGCUUCGGUUUGGUCGGAGAAGGCCAUCAAAAUAUUCUCCUCUGCAUUGUGUCGUCCUGCAAAGGGAGAUGUUGGGGUUGCAGCUGCCUUUUAUAUGCUGGCUUGCGGAGAUGAAUUGAGGUUUGAGCAAUCGACAGAUCUCACUCAGCCAGGUUUCUGUUCCACUAGAGAAAUGGAUUGCAAGAUUGCAACAUGCUGA